This is a messenger RNA of Lactuca virosa, 2919 nucleotides long. The record is from the annotation of a GenBank genome assembly. NCBI's taxonomy places the organism in Eukaryota, Viridiplantae, Streptophyta, Magnoliopsida, Asterales, Asteraceae.
AUGCCGUCUUCAAACUUGUUAAUCUUCUCUCUACCUCUACUAAUCAUUACGCUCUUCCCCAAGUCAAAUAUUGCUUAUGCUUCUUUGGAGGAAGCCAACGCUCUUCUUAAAUGGAAAGAAACCCUUCAAAUCCCAAACAACUCCUUGCUCUCUUCAUGGAUUCCCAUCUCGUUGAAUUCCAGUGCAUCGUUUCCAUGCACUUCUUGGUAUGGGAUAGUUUGCUAUGCUGAUGCGAGCAUUCAUAGGUUGAACCUAAGUUCAUCGGGCUUAAAAGAUACACUCCACCAAUUUCCAUUCUCUUUGCUACACAAUCUUACACAUUUUGAUCUCAGUGUAAACAACUUCUUUGGCCCCAUCCCAGCAGAAAUCCGACACCUAUCCAAACUAGUGUAUCUUAAAUCUUCAGAGAAUAAGUUUUCUGGAGCAAUCCCACCUGAAAUAGGAAAACUGAGCCAGCUAUCCCUCUUGGACCUUUACGAAAACGAUCUAAAUGGUUCUAUUCCUCAAGAAAUAGGAACCUUGGUCUCACUUGAGGUCCUAAGCCUCUACUCAAACAAUUUAUCUGGCUUAAUUCCUUCAUCAUUGGGUGAUUUGACAUCCUUGAAUAUCCUUUUUUUGUACCGUAAUCAACUCUCAGGUCCCAUUCCUAUUGAACUUGGGGAUUUGAAGAAUCUCAUCCAUCUUCAGGUGAGCCACAAUCACCUUAGUGGUUCUAUUCCUUCAUCACUAAAAAGCCUGAGCAACCUACAGUCUCUGUACCUCUUUGAGAAUAAAUUAUCUGGUCUCAUUCCUAUUGAACUUGGGAAUUUGAAGUCUCUCACUGAUCUUGAGGUGAGCUACAAUCAACUUAGUGGUUCUAUUCCUUCAUCCCUAGCAAACCUGAGCAACCUAUGGUAUCUAUACCUCAAUGACAAUAGAUUAUCUGGUCCUAUUCCUACUGAACUUGGGAAUUUGAAGUCUCUUAUUGAUCUUGAGUUGAGUGAUAAUCAACUUAUUGGUACUAUUCCUUCAUCACUAACAAACCUGAGCAAAUUACAGUGGUUGUACCUCCAGGAUAAUAAAAUUUCUGGUCCCAUUCCUCGUAACUUUGGAAAUUUUAAAUCACUCAAUGGUCUUCGAGUGAACAAAAAUCAACUUAGUGGUUCUAUUCCUUCAUCAUUGGGUGAUUUGAUAUCUUUGAAACAACUUUAUAUGCACCACAAUCAGCUCUCUGGUCCCAUACCUUCUGAAGUUGGGAAUUUGAAGUCUCUCACUGAUCUCAAGACAAACGGAAAUCAACUUACUGGUUCUAUUCCUUUGGAGUUUCAAAAUUUAAAUGAACUACAAAGGCUUAAUCUGUCUUCAAAUUAUUUGGUUGGUGAGAUUCCAAAGGAGUUUUGGAAGAUGAAAAGUAUGUUGUAUUUGUACUUGUCUGAUAACCAACUUUCAGGUACUAUACCUCCAGAGCUUGGAUCAUUCUGUGAUCUCCUUGAACUAGAUCUGUCCACAAAUAGAUUGAAUGGGUCGAUACCAAUAAGUAUUGGUAAUUGGGUACACAUCCACUACUUCAAUCUUAGUGGUAACAAGCUCCAUGGAAAUAUCCCAUCUGAGAUUGGUAAAUUAUGUCAACUUACGAGAGUUGAUUUAUCUCAUAAUUUGCUCAGUGAAGAGAUACCCUCUGAAGUUCAAAGUUUGCAAAGUUUGGAAGAAUUGGAUCUUUCUCACAAUAGACUAUCAGGUUCUAUUCCUAAUGCUUUUACAAGUUUGCCUACUGGGAUUAAUAUCGAUUUGUCUUACAACAAGCUCACAGGUUUAGUUCCUGCAAGCACUAACUUUGUGAAUGCGUCUAUACAAGGCAAUCCAAGUUUGUGUGGAAAUGUUAUAGGAUUGAAACUUUGUCAAAGUCAAAUUACAAAGAAUAAAAAUGAUCCCUUUCGUCAUAAGCUCAUCCUUGUAAUUAUGCUUCCUCUUAUCGGGGCUAUUUUACUUGGUUUAUUCACCUAUGGCCUCAUUGCUUAUCACAAGCAAAAGAAAGAGUCUCCACAGAAACCGGUGGAUGAAGAAAGUGGUGAUUAUUUCUCAAUUACAAGUUUUGAUGGAAAAGUAGUGUAUGAUGAUAUCUUGAGGGCAACAAAUGAUUUCGAUGAAGCAUACAGUAUUGGGACUGGAGGAUUUGGUAUUGUGUACAAAGCCGAGCUACAACCUACCAAUGUGGUAGCUAUUAAGAAACUUCAUUCAUCAUCUGAGAAUGUUGAUCAUAAUGGUUUCCUUAAUGAGGUACGAGCAUUAACAAACAUAAGGCAUCGAAACAUAGUGAAACUCUAUGGAUAUUGCUACCAUGCCCGCCACUCAUUUUUGAUUUACGAAUAUCUUGAAAAGGGAAGCCUUGGAUCAAUCUUAAGAAGCGAUGUUUUAGCAAAAGAAUUGGAUUGGUUGAGAAGGGUCAAUAUUGUGAAGGCUGUAGCUAAUGGUUUGACAUACAUGCAUCACGACUGCUCACCUCCUAUAAUUCAUAGAGACAUUUCAAUUGCCAACAUUCUUCUUGAUUCUGAUUAUGAGGCACAUAUUUCUGAUAUUGGCACGUCCAAGCUUUUAAAGCUAGAUUCAUCCAACUGGACCCCAAUUGUUGGAACAUAUGGUUAUAUUGCGCCAGAGCUUGCUUAUACGAUGGUGUCAACCGAGAAAUGUGAUGUGUACAGCUUUGGCAUUGUUACACUAGAAAUGAUCAUGGGAAAGCAUCCCAGUGAACUACAAUCGUUAUCUACUGAUUAUCUGGUGUUAGCAAAUGUUGGAGAUAGUCGUAUUCCACUUCCCUCACCACAAGUUGAGAAACAGGUUAAGUCGGUGCUAAGUCUCUCAAGAGCAUGUUUGAACUCCAAUCCAAACAGAAGACCAACAAUGCGCCAAGUUUCAAAUCUGUUAAUGAAGGAUCAGCUUUGA